AUGGAGAGAGGAACUAGACUAGAGCUACACAGUGAGGAUUGCCAGACUGCUGUUGUGAGUCAUUCUCCCUCUCCAUCUGUUUGUCCUUGACCCGAGUUAGUCCUCUUGUUUAGUGCAGUAGCACCAGUGGAUUCUCUUGUUAUAGGUCUGUCUGUUUCUCUGCCUGUCUCAAGGUCUGUCUCUCUGUUUCUCUGCCUCUUGGUCUCUCUCUCUCUCUCUCGCUGUCUCUCUCAUACUCACUUGUAAUUGACAGAUGUGAUUUUGCACUCUUUACUGACAGAUACACAAAAUAUUAUAGUGCCGUCCGUACCCCUUUGACCCAGUCACAUCCUGUUGUAGGACAAAUAACUGUUGAACUGACUUUACUUUUGAUGAAAAGUCCCUGAAACUCGACCAAGAAUACCAUUGUGAGUCCAAGUCAUUAGGUUCGGAAAGCAGCAAAGAACAAAUGCAGGGCUGUACAAACACAAAAAAUAAUGUUCUGAAGAUUUGAUCAAACCAAACCAUUUUUUUAACAGCAGUUUUUCUAACGUCAUGUUGUAGCGCUCGGGUGACACUGUUUAUUAUUGUCUUCUAGCUGUUAUCUUGAUCAUCUCUAUUACCACCAAUGGUGUGUCAGCAGCAAAGCCAAGAUGGUAGAUUUGUAGAUUUUGUUUGUUUGAGGAAAAACAUUCCUAUGAUGUGAUGUGAAUUUGAUUCCCCAGUGUCCUCACCCAAUGUGUCUGCAUUUCCUUUCAAUAUCUGCCAACAUCAAUGUACAGUACAUCCCUUGGAAAAUAAUGUAACAAUAUUUUCUCUUCUCAUUCAGGUAAAGUGGUCCGACUCCUCAUCCAGCAAUGUCACGAAAACACAUCUUGAACUGGAAAGCUUCUUGUUGAAGGUAUAAAUCACUAACUUGUGUUUUAGAAAUCCAAUAAAGCUAUGAUCAACAUUGCAAUCUGUACUGUUAGCUAUCCCUAUUCACAUCCCAAAUUGACUGAGUUGAAAUGGAAUUGACCCCAAGUUCCCUGCAUAGCAUCGAUUGGAUUUUCACCCACUCACUUAUAAUGAGCAGGGAUAAUGAAUUAGUUACUUAAUUUAGUUACUUAGUUAAUUGAAUAAUUAAUUUACUUAAUUAACUCUUAAUGAACUCUCACUCUUGUUUUGAAGGUAUUUGUUUGAAUGGUACUGUACCUGACUUGUUAAACCUUAACUCACUUGUCCUCCCCCUGUCAAGCAGCUUCCGAAGGAGCAGUCUACCGAGUCGUUUGAAAAGGGCAUCCUCCAGCUACUCAACCAGGGAGACCAGUACGAGAUCAGGGAAGUGGAGGGGAACCUCAAGUGAGUUCUGCUUACCUACCUGCCUGCCUGUCUUGCUUUGUGUUGUUUUGGGGGGGUUUUGCUUUUCACCAUCGUUAGAUUGAAGGCUACAUUUCAUGUCAGCACUCAAAGAAAAGUGUGCCAACUACUAGUAGGUACGCCAGGUUGUCCCGAUUUCUGCAUGACAGACGACUCAGAUUGUGAAUUAAAACCGGUGUUGAGGUAGUGGAGCCCUACACUAAUGCACCAGAAGUGCAAUAUCAGUACUCACAAGUAACAGGCUUGUGGUCCUCUGUAUCUCAGUUGGUAGAGCAUGGUGCUUGCAACGCCAGGAUAGUGGGAUCAAUUCCUGGGAUCACCCAUACGUAAACAAUGUAUGCACGCUUGAUUGUAAGUCACUUGGGAUAAAAGCGUCUGCUAAAUUGCAAAGAAUAUAGAAUAGUGUGUGCUGUAGCUGCUGCAGUGAGACCAUAUAGUCAGCCUAGGCUAUGCCUACACCCAAGGGAUUCUACUUGGCAAUUUCUCGUCCGUUUCUUUGAACCAUUUGUCAGUUUCUCAUUGGUGAAGUCUCCCACAGUCUCCAAGGAGAGUGUCUCAAUUGUUCCCUCUCACUGAUGUUGAUCUAAUUAGACUUUUAUCCCCUCCGCUCUUCUGUAACAACAUGACUGCAUGAAUACUUGAACAAAAUGUCCUCCUCUGUGUUCUCAAAGGAAUGCAAACAGAUUAGUGCCCUUUAGAUUUUUUUUGGGACCAAAACCCUUAGCAAUAAGCAGACUGGCUUACAGUAUCCACUGACUGACUGUUUCCGUGUGUGUGUGCGUGUUUGUUAGAGACAUGUGUAUGUGUGUACAUGACACACCAUCUCGGUUACUUGUUGUGAGGACAACAAUGCCCCCUCCUGGAAACCACUUCUAGUAAGUUUCGUUUUUCUGGAAAAUGAAAGCUUAGAGGGCCAUUAACUCAACUGAUAGAUAACAAUGAACAAACAACACACAAAUUUGAAGCAUUUAUCCUUUGCAAUGUAAGCCUAUUCAAGAGUAAUUUGAUGUGUAGGACCUAGGUGAUGAUUGGAUUAAAUAAUUGUCAGUGUAUGUUGGCCUGGUCAUUUAAGCGUUGACACACACACACACACACACACACACAGGUUCAGGUUUGGUUUCAUAUCCAAAGGGCAGGGCCACUUUUCGUCAGUCAGCUGGGUAAGGCCAUUGUUCGUUCCAGAUCAUCCAGUCACACCCCUUGUGUCUAAUAUCUGACCACAUUACUGUAACCUGACAACACAGCCACGCUACAGAUGAAACAGGCCUACUAUGCCAUAGAAUUACACAUGGAUCCAUAAUUCUAAAAACAUAUUGGGUUACAUGAUCUCUAUCUACUUGGCCCACUCUCAGGCGCUAACAAACAGUGGAAUUAAUUCAGCAGUUCUUUCAUCAAAUGUCCUUAUUGAACUGAUAUUGCAAAGUGAAUGGAAUUUGUACUCUGAUGCGUUUCCACUUGAAAGCAGAUAGAAAUGAGACUAUUUCCGUUUGACAUUUGGGAUCCCGCUGUGUUGUGACGGCACGGAUCUCACAAUCUGGCUGGCAAUAUUACCUUCAGAGAAGUUGCGUAGCAACAAGCUAUAUGCCUAAGUUAUGAGGUAAACUGAGGAGCGGAUCCUGAGGAAUGGAAUAGAUCCUGUUGAAAAGAGGCCAUAUUCAUAAAGUCUCAGAGUAGGAGUGCUGAUCUAGGAUCAGAUCCUCCCUGUCCAUAUAAUCUUAUUAUGAUCUAAAAGGCUAAACUGAUCCUAGAUCAACACUUUAUGAGUACGGGCCCAGCGCUUCGUGUUAAAGUAGAACUCCAUCCAGCUUUAAAAUGUGGGUCAACACUGACAGUACAGUCAAGUUAUUACUAGUCGACACAUCAGAUUCCUCCAGUGUAUUGGUUCAACGUUUUACCCCACACAGUGAGUUCAGCUUUGGGCCUUGGCUAACUUGUAAUUUUAUAUUUUUCACCCCUUUACAAAGGUCUCUUUUUCAAAGAAGUAAAAUUACAAAAAUCUUUUUUUUCUCUCUUGCCAGGGAGAAGUUUCUGUCGGCUCCACAAGCUUUCCGACAGACAAGCAAGGUCUGUGGCUUCUUCCGGUGUGAGUCCUCCUCCUCCAGCCCCAGCUGCAGCAGAUGUAAGAAGUCUGUGUGUGUGCGUGUGUGUGUGUGUUUGUGUGUGCGUGUGUGCGUGUGUCAGGACAUUUGACCGGCAGCAUUUUCAUUUACUGGACAUUUUAAGAAAUUUACCGGACCCAUAUGCAUUGGAUGCGUAACCUGAUUAGGGCGUCCACCCACGGUGCUCAGAAUGACAGAAAUCACAUUUCGUUUAUGGUAAUUCAUCUUAACAGAACAUGCAGCUCGAGGAUGCAACGGCGUGCGUCCAUCUUACCAAAUGAUGCGCGAUUUGAAGAUGUUAGAAUAACUGUCCAUAUUUACUUUUCCUCAGCCAGCAAGAUGAGUAACGAACAGCAAAAUCACUAGCUUAUGUCAAUCUACUAUCCCCCAUAGUACAAAAGUCGACCUAUUCUAUUGGUCAGCUUGUCGUUCUGUGCGAGAAAUAAAUAUCCUAUUCCGAACAAAGCAAAUGAGGCUCAUGCAACAGAUCAGAACGUUUAGCUUAAAAUGUUGAUAAAAUAUUAUUUCUUCACAUUAUAAGCGCAGAAAUGUGCACGAGGCAGUAGGCUAAGCGCGAAUGCUCGUUCCAUAAUGCGGGGAAACACCUUUGUCAAAAGCGCACCGCACAUGCGAGAUUAAUGUAUCCAUUAGAAAUUUUGAAAUAGGGGAGAUCUAAAGAUGCAACAACUAGCAUGGGUUGCUUAUAUGACUAGGAUUGUGCCUUUGGCUACUGGACAAUGAAAGAGUUGAUUUGAAAAGCAGUAGCACAUGCUAGAAAUAGGCUACUGGUUUCAAUGGUAUAUAAUAUUUAUAAAAUAUUUGCAUGCACGUUUGGUUGGAUUUUGGCUGGGCUACUUUGACAUGCCUCAUAUGUAGUAAAACAGGUUUCAACCAAUUAAGUAUUUGUUUUCUAAAUGCAUACUGCCUGCAGCUCAUUGCGAAGUGGUGUGUGAUGUUCUGAAGCCUGUCUAGUUGCCUAUGCACUUGAAUGGCGAAUGGGAAGCGCGCUUCAAUUACCAGUUGAGAAAUAAAAAUGGCAAUUUUUUAUCGUGGCCAUUGUUUUUAACACGUGAUUGCAUUUAGAAUUGUUGCGCAAUGAUUGGGCUACAUCAACUAGUAUUUCAAUCAACUAAUAGGCUAAAAUGCAUUUUCUCAAGGGGAUUGGCUAGCGUCAAUUGUAUUUAUCGGAUGUUCAUUUUUUGGGGGGGACAAAAGCCGGCUAUUACCAGCUAACGGAAAUCCGUGUGUGUGUGCGUGCAAGCAAGCAAGCAACUGUGUGUGUGUGUGAUGCGUCUGUGUAGCCGAGCCAGACAACUCUUCCAUUUAUACAUACAGUACCAGUCAAAGGUUUGGACACACCUACUCAUUCAAGGGUUUUUCUUUAUUUUUAGUAUUUUCUACAUUGUAGAAUGAUAGUGAAGACAUCAGAACUAUGAAAUAACACAUAUGGAAUCAUUUAGUAACCCAAAAAGUGUUAAACAAAUCAAAAUAUAUUUUAGAUUCUUCAAAGUAGCCACCCUUUGCCUUUUUACAGCCCUCUAACCAAUUGUACUAUUAUGUGUGUUUUUUCGCGUUAUUUGUAAUUUAUUCUGUACAUAAUGUUUCUGCCAUCGUCUCUUAUAACCAAAAAGAGCUUCUGGAUAUCAGGACAGCGAUUACUCACCUCGUAUUGGACAAAGAUUUUUUUCUUCAACGAGUCGGACGCGAAGGAUAUCCUACUGAAACCUGACAAGGCCCAAAUCCCCGUCAUUCGCAGGAGAAAGAGACGGAGAUAUCGUGGACGUAGGUCGGGGUGUCUUGUAAGGAUCCGACGGCGAGCGAGUAAACUGCCUCUUCCAUCAAUCCUAUUAGCCAAUGUUCAAUCAUUUAAAAAUAAAUUAGAUUACCUAAAAUUACGGUUAUCCUACCAACGGGACAUUAAAAACUGUAAUAUCUUAUGUUUCACCGAGUCGUGGCUGAACGACGACAUGGACAACAUACAGCUGACGGGAUAUACGCUACAUCGGCAGGAUAGAACGGCUGACUCCGGUAAGACAAGGGGUGGCGGUCUGUGUAUAUUUGUAAACAACAGCUGGUGCACAAAAGGAAGUCUCGAGGUUUUGCUCGCCUGAGGUAGAGUAUCUUAUGAUAAGCUGUAGACCACACUAUUUACCAAGAGAGUUUUCAUCUAUAUUUUUCAUAGCUGUCUAUUUACCACCACAAACCAAUGCUGGCAUUAAGAUUGCACUCAAUGAGCUGUAUAGGGCCAUAACUAAACGGGAGAACGCUCAUCCAGAGGCAGCGCUCCUAGUGGCCGGGGACUUUAAUGCAGGGAAACUUAAAUCCGUUCUACCUCAUUUCUACCAGCAUGGUAAAUGUGCAACCAGAGGAAAAUAAACUCUAGACCACCUUUACUCCACACACAGAGACGCAUACAAAGCUCGCCCUCCAUUUGGCAAAUCUGACCAUAACUCUAUCCUCCUGAUUCCUGAUUAUAAGCAAAAACUAAAGCAGGAAACACCAGUGACUCUGUUAAUAAAAAAGUGGUCAGAUGACACAGAUGCUAAGCUACAGGACUGUUUUGCUAGCACAGACUGGAACAUGUUCCGGGAUUCUUCAGAUAGCAUUGAGGAGUACACCACAUCAGUCACUGGCUUCAUCAAUAAGUGCAUCGAUGACGUCCUCCCCACAGUGACCGUACGUACAUACCCCAACCAGAAGCCAUGGAUUACAGGCAACAUCCGCACUAGCUAAAGGGUAGAGCUGCCGCUUUCAAGGAGCGGGACUCUAACCCGGACGCUUAUAAGAAAUCCUGCUAUGCCCUCCGACGAACCAUCAAACAGGCAAAGAGUCAAUACAGGACUAAGAUUUAAUCGUACUACACCGGCUCUGACGCUCGUCGGAUGUGGCAGGGCUUGAAAACUAUUAGACUACAAAGAGAAGCACAGCCGCGAGCUGCUCAGUGACACAAGCCUACCAGACGAGCUAAACCACUUCUAUUACAUUUUAGUCAUUUAGCAGACGCUCUUAUCCAGAGCGACUUACAGUUAGUGAGUGCAUUAAUUUUUUCAUACUGGCCCCCCAUGGAAAUCGAACCCACAACCCUGGCGUUGCAAGCGCCAUGCUCUGCCAACUGAGCUUCGAGGCAAGCAACACUGAAGCAUGCAUGAGAGCACCAGCUGUUCCGGAUGGCUAUGUGAUCUCACAUCGGCUACGGAGAGCGUGUAAGACUUUUAAGCAGGUCAACAUUCACAAGGCCGCAGGGCCAGACGGAUUACCAGGACGUGUACUCCGAACAUGUGCUGACUAACUGGCAAAUGUCUUCACUGACAUUUUCAACAUGUCCCUGACUGAGUCUGUAAUACCAACAUGUUUCAAGCAGACCACCAUAGUCCCCGUGCCCAAGGACACUAAGAUAACCUGCCUAAAUGACUACCGACCCGUAGCACUGACGUCUGUAGCCAUGAAGUGCUUUGAAAGGCUGGUCAUGGCUCACAUCAACACCAUUAUCCCAGAAACCCUAGACCCACUCCAAUUUGCAUACCGCCCCAACAGAUCCACAGAUGAUGCAAUCUCAAUUGCACUCCACACUGCUCUUUCCCACCUGGACAAGAGGAAUACCUACGUGAGAAUGCUAUUCAUUGACUACAGCUCAGCGUUCAACACCAUAGUGUCCUCAAAGCUCAUCACUAAGCUAAGGAUCCUGGGACUAAACACCUCCCUCUGCAACUGGAUCCUGGACUUCCUGACGGGCCGCCCCCAGGUGGUAAGGGUAGGUAACAACACAUCUGUCACGCUGAUCCUCAACACGGGGGCCCCUCAGGGGUGCGUGCUCAGUCCCCUCCUGUACUACCUGUUUACCCAUGACUGCAUGGCCAGGCACGACUCCAACACCAUCAUUAAGUUUGCCAACGACACAACAGUGGUAGGCCUGAUCGCCAACAACGAUGAGACAGCCUAUAGGGAGGAGGUCAGAGACCUGGCCGUGUGGUGUCAGGAUAACAACCUUUCCCUCAACGUGACCAAGACAAAGGAGAUGAUUGUGGACUACAGGAAAAAAAAGAGGACUGAGCACGCCCCCAUUCUCAUCGACGGGGCUGUAGUGGAACAGGUUGAGAGCUUCAAGUUCCUUGGUGUCCACAUCACCAACAAACUAUCAUGGUCCAAACACACCAAGACAGUCGUGAAGAGGGCACGACAAAGCCUAUUCCCCCUCAGGAGAUUGAAAAGAUUUGGCAUUUGUCCUCAGAUCAUCAAAAAGUUCUACAGCUGCACCAUCGAGAGCAUCCUGACUGGUUGCAUCACCGCCUGGUAUGGCAACUGCUUGGCCUCCGACCGCAAGGCACUACAGAGGGUAGUGCGUACGGCCCAGUACAUCACUGGGGCCAAGCUUCCUGCCAUCCAGGACCUCUAUACCAGGCGGUGUCAGAGGAAGGCCCUCAACAUUUUCAAAGACUCCAGCCACCCUAGUCAUAGACUGUUCUCUCUGCUACCGUACGGCAAGCGGUACCGGAGCGCCAAGUCUAGGUCCAAAAGGCUUCUCAACAGCUAAUUGUGGCUACCCGGACUACUUGCACUACCCCCCCCCCACCCAAUCUUUUUACGCUACUGCUACUCUGUUAAUUAUUUAUGCAUAGUCACUUUAACUCUCCCCACAUGUACAUAUUACCUCAACUAGCCGGUGCCCCCGCACAUUGACUCUGCAACUGUACCCCCCUGUAUAUAGCCUCCCUACUGUUAUUUUAUUUGACUUCUGCUCUUUUUUUCUCAACACUUUUUUGUUGUUGUUUUAUUUUACUUUUUUAUAACAAAUAAAUAAAUGCAUUGUUGGUUAAGGGCUGUAAGUAAGCAUUUUACGGUAAUGUCUACACCUGUUGUAUUGUAUACAAGAGCAUUCGUGAGGUCAGGCACUGUUGGGCGAUUAAGCCUGGCUCGCAGUCGGCGUUCCAAUUAAUCUCAAAUGUGUUCGAUGGGGUUGAGGUCAGGGCUCUGUGCAGGCCAGUCAAGUUCUUCCACACUGAUCUCGACAAACCAUUUCUGUAUGGACUUCAGUUUGUGCACGGGGGCAUUGUCAUGCUGAAACAGGAAAGGGCCUUCCCCAAACUGUUGGAAGCACAGAAUCGUCUAGAAUGUCAUUGUAUGCUGUAGCGUUAAGAUUUCCCUUCACUGGAACUAAGGGGCCUAGCCGGAACCAUGAAAAACAGCCCCAGACAUUAUUCCUCCUCCACUAAACUUUAAAGUUGGCACUAUGCAUUGGGGCAGGUAGCGUUCUCCUGGCAUCCGCCAAACCCAGAUUAGUCCGUCCGGACUGCCAGAUGGUGAAGCGUGAUUCAUCAUUCCAGAGAACGCGUGGGGGGUUCUGAGGAGUAUUUCUGUCUGUAAGAAAGCCCUUUUGUGUGGAAAAACUCAUUCUGAUUGGCUGGGCCUGGCUCCCCAGUGGGUGGGCUUGUCUGCCAAGUGGGUGGGCCUCUUGUUGCUGCAAUAGCUUAUCUACCUAUCAUCUCAUCUGGUAGUGUCUGUCUGGAGUGCAUCAAAUUGAUGUAGCUAAAGAAGAUAGCUAGCUACACUAGCCAAGUUAAUUCCAUUAUUGUAAUUCCAUUUGGCAUUUAUUAGGAAUCUCCCACUUCAUUUGCCAAACAUGGCGCCUCUGACAUACAGUGGGGAGAACAAGUAUUUGAUACACUGCCGAUUUUGCAGGUUUUCCUACUUACAAAGCAUGUAGAGGUCUGUAAUUUUAUAAUAGGUACACUUCAACUGUGAGAGACGGAAUCUAAAACAAAAAUCCAGAAAAUCACAUUGUAUGAUUUUUAAGUAAUUAUUUUGCAUUUUAUUGCAUGACAUAAGUAUUUGAUCACCUACCAACCAGUAAGAAUUACGGCUCUCACAGACCUGUUAGUUUUUCUUUAAGAAGCCCUCCUGUACUCCACUCAUUACCUGUAUUAACUGCACCUGUUUGAACUCGUUACCUGUAUAAAAGACACCUAUCCACACACUCAAUCAAACAGACUCCAACCUCUCCACAACGGCCAAGACCAGAGAGCUGUGUAAGGACAUCAGGGAUAAAAUUGUAGACCUGCACAAGGCUGGGAUGGGCUACAGGACAAUAGGCAAGCAGCUUGGUGAGAAGGCAACAACUGUUGGCGCAAUUAUUAGAAAAUGGAAGAAGUUCAAGAUGACGGUCAAUCACCCUCGGUCUGGGGCUCCAUGCAAGAUCUCACCUCGUGGGGCAUCAAUGAUCAUGAGGAAGGUGAGGGAUCAGCCCAGAACUACACGGCAGGACCUGGUCAAUGACCUGAAGAGAGCUGGGACCACAGUCUCAAAGAAAACCAUUAGUAACACACUACGCCGUCAUGGAUUAAAAUCCUGCAGCGCACGCAAGGUCCCCCUGCUCAAGCCAGCGCAUGUCCAGGCCCGUCUGAAGUUUGCCAAUGACCAUCUGGAUGAUCCAGAGGAGGAAUGGGAGAAGGUCAUGUGGUCUGAUGAGACAAAAAUAGAGCCUUUUUGGUCUAAACUCCACUCGCCGUGUUUGGAGGAAGAAGGAUGAGUACAACCCCAAGAACACCAUCCCAACUGUGAUGCAUGAAGGUGGAAACAUCAUUCUUUGGGGAUGCUUUUCUGCAAAGGGGACAGGACGACUGCAUCGUAUUGAGGGGAGGAUGGAUGGGGCCAUGUAUCGCCAGAUCUUGGCCAACAACCUCCUUCCCUCAGUAAGAGCAUUGAAGAUGGGUCGUGGCUGGGUCUUCCAGCAUGACAACGACCCGAAACACACAGCCAGGGCAACUAAGGAGUGGCUCCGUAAGAAGCAUCUCAAGGUCCUGGAGUGGCCUAGCCAGUCUCCAGACCUGAACCCAAUAGAAAAUCUUUGGAGGGAGCUGAAAGUCCGUAUUGCCCAGCGACAGCCCUGAAACCUGAAGGAUCUGGAGAAGGUCUGUAUGGAGGAGUGGGCCAAAUUCCCUGCUGCAGUGUGUGCAAACUGGUCAAGACCUACAGGAAACGUAUGAUCUCUUUAAUUGCAAACAAAGGUUUCUGUACCAAAUAUUAAGUUCUGCUUUUGUGAUGUAUCAAAUACUUAUGUCAUGCAAUAAAAUGCAAAUUAAUUACUUAAAAAUCAUACAAUGUGGAUUUUUGUUUUAGAUUCCGUCUCUCACAGUUGAAGUGUACCUAUGAUAAAAAUUACAGACCUUACAUGCUUUAUAAGUAGGAAAACCUGCAAAAUCGGCAGUGUAUCAAAUACUUGUUCUCCCCACUGUAGGUGCUGCUUAGAUUGAUUGAUUGACAAUAACAAUCAGUGUUUCCCCUACAUGUGUGGCCACCACAAAAAAAAUAAGUUUGGGGCUUGUUGAAGAAAACAAAAUGGGAUGGUAAAAUGUUUUCAGUGUAAACUUAAAUGACUAAAACCAGAUAUAAAGUAUGUAGAAAAGAUAAUGGAGCAAUACAUUCUUUGAGAACUAACUAUCACCUAAAUAAAAAUAAGACAGUCAGGGAGAAUCUAAAAUUCAAAGAAUGGCAUUGAUUUUGUUAUAAUGUUUGAGUCACUCAGGUAGCAUAAGCCAUGGCAAAAUGUGUAGAAUUGCAGGAAAUGAGCUUUAAAACUGAAAAUGUGUCUACGGCCAAGAGGAUGACCUAUAAAACCCUGCCAUUGGCCACGCCCACUACCACGCCCCCACCACUAUCUUUGCCACUGCUGCUGAAAUAAAUCAUAGGGGAAACACUGCAAGUGACACAGUGAAAAUUGUGUAGGCUACCUGUAUGUAUUUUUUAUGGGGCGCACUCAUAAAAACAGUCAUAAAACUGUUGUUUUAUUAACAUUUGUAAUGUCAUGGUCUAUCCUUGUAUUUAGCUAAUUUUAGGUAAAACCUUUUAAAUUAGGCCUAUUUGUUUUUUUUAUUAAUGCUCUCGUAAGUAAUCGGAUACUAACAUCCGUUCGGAUAUUCAAAUAAACAUGCCCAUCUCUAACUUUGAGUCAAAGUAGCGAUAUAAUAUCAUCCAGAAUAAUGUUGUGAUAUGUAACUGUAUACAUUUUUCCGCCAUCACUAGCGUGAAUCCUCCACCGCAGCAGCAGCCCCAACCCCCUCACCUAAAAUCACAUGAUCAUAAGGCAUGCAAAUGACAUACAGUACCAUCCAUGGCCAUGUCAUCAUGCUUCUAACUCAUGUCAUGGAUCACGAUACAUCAUGGUACAUUAGCCAUCCGCCAAAAGCUCAGCUCAUCCAUGCGUUGCUCCAUCCCUCUCUCCAUGGCUGUGGCUGGGCAGCAGGUUGAUGAAUAGGACCCCCAGGCAGCUGUCCAGGGAGAAGCGCUGCCGGAAGGAUCCUACAUCAUCCAAAAUCAACAGACUGGGGCUGCUAUGGAGUGGAGGGGGUUUGAGAAGGCCCUGUGGACACAGAGCAGGAGGAGGACGUGUGUGUUUUAAUAAUAAGUGCAAGUGUGUACGUGCAUACUCUUAUCAUACCAUGUGUAUGCAUGAACGUAUACAAACAUACACUGUAUGCCUUGAGGUGGGCUCUAGGCUUAGUGUGUACGUGCGUGAAUCACCCACAGCUCCCUAGCCUUCCCCCAGAGCAGAGCUGCUGUGCGUUGACACCCAGGUGAGGUGAGCGGUGCAGGCAGCACGAUGCCCUGGCAGGCCCACCAACAGGACAUACUGUUCAGAAGUGGGCCACGUCACCAUAGAUGUGUCCCAAAUGGCACCCUAUUCCCUAUAUAGUGUGCUACUUUUGAGCAGGGCUCUGGUUAAAGGUAGUGCACUAUAUAGGGAAUAGAGUGCCACUUUGGAAGCAACCCAUAACUCAGCCUCAGGACUACUGUACUGGCACUACAGAGGACUACCACUGACUCUCAACGCAAUGGCUAGCAAUCCACCUAUUUUUACCCAUCCUCUCUCUGGGCCCCACUCUAUGGAUUCAUCUCAAAUGGCACCCUAUUCCCCUAUGUAGUGUACUACUUUGGACCAGGGUAGUGCUUUGUAUGGGGAAUAGGCUGCCAUUUGUGACUCUGUAUUUGUCAUAUUCUCAGUUGGAGGAAAUCAGUGAAAUUGAGCAACCCUAUUCUUGUCAUAACAGGAAGCAUUAGAUCAGAGGAGGCACUCAAAGCUUUUAAUGUGGCUCAGUUCGACACAAAAUGAAUGAAAGUUGUUAAAUAUUUUCCCCUUUUGGUUAAUCCUGUAAAUGUCAGUCCCUUUACCCCUCUCCGACCUUCUGUAUUCCCUCCGCUUAUAAACCCUGCUGUUUUUGGAACGUCCUUUGAGCUGCCGAAUCAUUAACAGUGCUGUUAAAAUGGAUUCGGAGCAAAUGUUCCACAACCUAAAUUAAAUGUCCUUCCAUUUCGUACCCUCAGAGCAGGAUAGAGGGGAAACAAGCAGGGAGAAUUUGAUUUGUGCUAACAAACACCUCAGUGACUCCUGGAGAUUUUAUUAGAGGGAGAAGUAGCAGAGGGUCACAGUCAGUCUCUCCAGCUAGCGCCAGAUUGAUGGAUGAAGGAAGAGAGAGGAAAGGAGAUAUGGAGGGAGUUUAGAGGUGUUGAUAGGCCAUUGGCCAUCAGUACCAGUUACUGUCAAUUUAAAGGUGUGAAUGAUUUAGGCCUUAGAGAGCUUGGCCUCAUAAUGCAUUAUACAGUUUGCUUAAAGUGAAGUGUUGCCUAGAUGUCUUAGUGAUUUACUGCAAUGGAAUUACUGUUUAUGAAGGAUAGGAUGUGAAUGAUUAUGCAUCAUGUAGCUGCAUGGGAAACAAGCAUCUCCCCAUACUUCCCCUUUAAUAUCAAAGACAUCAGACUGACUUGUCAAAACUGCUUUCUUGCCAAUACCUACACUCCCUACUGUGUCUCCUACUGAAGCCAUCUGGUAUCAGAGGCUGCGUCCCAAAUGACACCCUUUUCCCUAUGGGCUCUGGUCAAAAGUAGUGCCCUAUAUAGGGAAUAGGGUUACCCUGCCCUACCUGAGAGACCAGUGGUGGGUGACAGCAGAGGGCUGACAACCUAGGUGGGAGAGGCGGGUGUCGGGGACCCGAUCGAGUGUCUGUGUCGCCGCAGAGUGAUCCACACACGGGCUGAGUGAUCAACAAGGUCCAGAUGGUAAAGAAGAGAAGGAGAGGGUGACACAAAUCGCACAGAGAGAGACCGCUCAGAUCAGGUGCUCCAUGAUUAACUGCAGAGUUUCCCCUAGCUCGACUUCCCCUACUUGUGAUGGCGGGCCACCUGACUAGGUUGUCUAAAAGACUGACUUGAUGUGUCAUUAUACUUGUUCACAUUAAACUAAUAGCAGUUUCACACUGGGUAAGUCAUAACAUUUUUAUUAUAAUGGAAUUAGACUGAGUGUGUGUGUGUGUGUUUCUCUCCAGUUAACCCCGUGGCCCUGGGGAAGCCAUACAAAGAGGACUGCUCAGAGGCAUCCAGCCAGGAGGAAGGUGUGUGUGAGUACCCCCCAUCCCUAACCUGCUUCACCCCACAACCCUGUUCAUCCUACUCAUUCCAACAUGGUUAACCCCCUAACAUCAUUGGGCUCCAUCGCACCCUAACCCAGGUCACCCUGAAGCCCACUCCCCUCAUCCCAACCCUGUUUAGUCCCCAGUUCAGAGGCGGAAUCUAGAAGAAGUAUAUUCUGGGAGACUGAGAAGUUUUGACAGUUAACCUUAGUAAAACCUUAACUGGUGGGAAGAGAAGUGAGAGUUGUUGAUUUGAUGAAGGGUUGUUACAGAUACAUUUAGCCUAGACUAUUCCUCGCAGGGGUUUGCCUAAACUCCAAUGAAAAAGCCUAUGUUAAGUCACGUAGCUCGCCAGCUAACCAUGUGUGAACCAGAAAUAUAGGGCACUUAUACUCUGUCACAUUUCUGUUUUAGGUGUCUUUUAAUUUAGUUUCCACUGAGCAGGGGGAGGGGAAGGGAGGAAUGCACAGGAUUCUUUCUCUGGCUCGGCAGGGCAGGAGAGGAAGUCCUGUACUCCAGGACUAACAAGUAGCGCUAUGUCGCUAACUUCUGUUUAUUUUGGGCGGGCGCUCGGAAAGCCUGGGCUCUCUUUCUCACUCUCUCUCUGACUAUCUCUCUCUCUCUUUCUCUCUCCCUCUCUUACUCUCUGUCUUUGUCUCUUCCCUCCCUUGCAUUUCGAGGCUAUAUUUUGCACGUCGUCCGUGCUCUCGGCUCACAGGCUAAUCACAGGCCACAGUGCUGUGAUAUUCAGAUGUGCAGCAUAUACUCUCACUGAAGGCUUAGCUAAACCAAUUAAUGUCUUAUUAGUAUAAUAACUUAUGUCAUAAUGCAUUACAACGUUCCUCACUGAGGACAGCACAGAAAAGCCUGUUGCUACUGACUGAUAAGGAUGGAAAUGAGUUUUGAUGUGAACUGAAAUGUUGAUUUAAAGCGUAUUGUUCCUGUCAACUAAAAAAGAUGAAUGAAUAAAUAAUGUCUCUACCCUUCAGAUUUGGAGCCGUACGUUCAGGGGCACCGGAAGACACAUGGCAGCAAGAGCUCCAGCCUUAAGUAAGCCCCCUAUUGACUUAAUAUAACAGACGUCACGCUGCUUGCUUAACGAGUACCGCUUUCCUCACUCGGCUCAUACCGAGGCUCGAACCCAAGACCUCCGCCUUGCAAACACACGUGACUGCCCUCCUGAAGCGUCUUACCAGUCGCGCUACCGACAAGCUUUCGGCAGUGCAAGUGGGGACACUUCAGGCUGAGGAGUGAGUUUCACACAUCCCCAUGUGCUACAUUAACACCGUAGUAGGUAGAAGUUGCUCCUAACCACUGGUCAAGUGGUCAUAUGUCUAUCUCCCCACCUAAUGAAUAUGGUUUGGAAUGAGGGUAGAGUAACCUAAUCCUAGAUCUGUGGUUAGGAGUGACUCCUCCUUCAAGUGAGUACUCCCUACCACCACAGUGCAGAUCUACACAAGUGCCCAUAGUUUUGUUUCUGAUGAAAGACAUGAAAAUGAUUCUCAUUCCGCCUCUCCUUUUCCCAGCAUUCCCAAUGCCAAAAGUUCCCAGGGUGAGAGCGGUCGGCGGGGACCCCACGGCUCUGAGCACAACGGCCUGCCAGACUGGAGGAGGAAGAGCUGCACACUCAAACCCAACCAGGACGCCUCUGGGGGGCUGGGCCCAGAGCAGGUGAGACAGAAAACAAGGCUACAUCCCAAAUGGCACCCUAUUCCCUUUAUAGUGCACUACUUUUGACCAGGGCCACAGUGCACUAUAUAAGGAAUAGGGUGCCAUUUGUGACGCAUCCCAACUCACACAAAAAAACUAUGAAUUUACAGUUAACGCUAAGCAAUUGAGGCAUUGUUAUUCAGAUAGUUUUGUAUCAUUGUGUACAAUGUAUGAACAUACAGUACAUUCUGAUUGGUUGUUUUUGUUGUUGACUUUGAAAAUGGCCCCUCAGGAACAUUGACAGACAACCCUGGGUUACACAGACUAAGGAGUUCAUUUAGACCAGGCAGACAUGUUACAUUUUAAGAUGGCUGACACAUUGCUCCACUACUUCUCCACUUUAGCCUGUGGUGUCAGUGACCAAAUUAGGGCUGAUGCUCCGUAUAAACAACAUAAGCGUGUGUGAGAGCAUCUUUGCGUGUGUAAAUGUGUAUCACAUUCAACUCUUCAGCCACCACAACCAUGUGACAGGGGCCAGUGGACUAUUCUCUUGGCUUAGUGACAUCAAUCAAGAGUAUGUUUGCAAUCAACUGAACCAGCACAUUCUUCCCACAGCGCUUCUCAAAGGAACCUAUACAAUGGGGGCUUGUCCAUUCAGGAAUCAUUACACACAGGGCCCCAAUGAGUAAAAAAAACCUUCCCCUUCACAGAGUUAUUGACAUAAACUAGUAUAGAUCGGAUUACGUUGCUCACUGCGCAAGCAUGGAUGUUUUUCAUUGAAUGGCGCACGUUACAUUCUCUCUAUAGGGAGAAUGCCUGGCCGCAUACUGAUUUAUGCUCCCAAAAAGUUUUGUUUUGUCAAAACGUUUUUACUACCUAUGUGGGAUGAAGUUUCCCUCUAUCCAGAACCGUAGGCCACAAUCUCACAGUGGCAUCAAGAAUCACAUUGAUUAUUUCUAACAUCUUAUGUCAAUAUACCUCUGUGUGUGUGUGUGUGUGUGUGUUUGUGUUUAACUAUACUUGUGGGGACCAGAAGUCCCACAAGAAUAGUAAACAAACACAAAUUUGACCAACUGGGGACAUUUUGUUAGUCCCCAGAAGGUCAAAUGCUAUUUCUAGGGGAUUUCGGGUUAAGGUUAGAAGUAGGGUUAGGAGCUAGGGUUAGGGUAUAGUAUUUUGUGUGUCCUCACAAGGUUAGUUAUACAAGAGUGUGUGUGUGCUCCAAGGUCACAGCCCUCAGCAGCAGUAAUAACAUGUCUAGCUCAGCAGCAAUAGGAUUGCUAUCAGCGUUAGCCAGGAUGAAGCGAUGUGCCCUUUGACCCCCCCCCCCCCCCCACUAUAGCUCUGGGUCAGAGUCCAGCACCGCCUCAUUCAUGUGGCCCUCAUCAUGUGACAGGGGUUGUGUAACAGGCAGCAGCACUAUGGCAUUCCUGCUCUGGCACCCUGCUCUGGCACAUGGUAUAGUCCCCUUGGAGCUAUAGGUUUUAAAGACACAGACUUUAGAUUUCCUUUCUCCUGUGGUUGUAUGAGGAAUAUUACAUGAUAAAUCAACCCUCCUCCUGGAGAGCUAAUUGAAUGUGCAGGCUUUUUCUCCAUCCCAAAUCUUAACACACCUGUUAGCUUGUAUCAUUGAAUGUUCCGUUGUCUGAAUAUAUAUUUUUCCUCUGUCUGCAGCAUCAGGACAGUGAGAAGAGAAGCAGCCACCCUGCCACCAAGAGCAAGCCACGAGCACUGGAACCAGACAGGUGAUCACUAUUCCCUAUACAGUAUCUCACAGAAGUGAGUACACCUCUCACAUUUUUGUAAAUCUUUGAGUAUACCUUUUCAUGUGACAACACUGAAGAAAUGACACUUUGCUACAAUGUAAAGUAGUGAGUGUACAGCUUGUAUAACAGUGUACAUUUGCUGUCCCCUCAAAAUAACUCAACACACAGCCAUUAAUGUCUAAACCGCUGGCAACAAAAGUGAGUACACCCCUCAGUGAAAAUGUCUAAAUUGGGCCCAAAGUGUCAAUAUAUUGUGUGGCCACCAUCAUUUUCCAGCACUGCCUUAACCCUCUUGGGCAUGGAGUUCACCAGAGCUUCACAGGUUGCCACUGGAGUCCUCUUCCACUCCUCCAUGACGACAUCACGAAGCUGGUGGAUGUUAGAGACCUUGCACUCCUCCACCUUCCGUUUGAGGAUGCCCCACAGAUGCUCAAUAGGGUUUAGGUCUGGAGACAUGCUUGGCCAGUCCAUCACCUUUACCCUCAGCUUCUUUAGCAAGGCAGUGGUCGUCUUGGAGGUGUGUUUGGGGUCGUUAUCAUGUUGGAGUACUGCCCUGCGGCCCAGUCUCCGAAGGGAGGGGAUCAUGCUCUGCUUCAGUAAGUCACAGUACAUGUUGGCAUUCAUGGUUCCCUCAAUGAACUGUAGCUCCCCAUUGCCGGCAGCACUCAUGCAGCCCCAGACCAUGACACUCCCACCACCAUGCUUGACUGUAGGCAAGACACACUUAUCUUUGCACUCCUCACCUGGUUGCCGCCACACACGCUUGACACCAUCUGAACCAAAUAAGUUUCUUGGUCUCAUCAGACCACAGGACAUGGUUCCAGUAAUCCAUGUCCUUAGUCUGCUUGUCUUCAGCAAACUGUUUGCGGGCUUUCUUGUGCAUCAUCUUUAGAAGAGGCUUCCUUCUAGAACGACAGCCAUGCAGACCAAUUUGAUGCAAUGUGCGGCGUAUGGUCUGAGCACUGACAGGCUGACCCCCCACCCCUUCAACCUCUGCAGCAAUGCUGGCAGCACUCAUACGUCUAUUUCCCAAAGACAACCUCUGGAUAUGACGCUGAGCACGUGCACUCAACUUCUUUGGUCGACCAUGGCGAGUCCUGUUCUGAGUGGAACCUGUCCUGUUAAACCGCUGUAUGGUCUUGGCCACCGUGCUGCAGCUCAGUUUCAGGGUCUUGGCAAUCUUCUUAUAGCCCAGGCCAUCUUUAUGUAGAGCAACAAUUCUUUUUUUCAGAUCCUCAGAGAGUUCUUUGCCAUAAGGUGCCAUGUUGAACUUCCAGUGACCAGUAUGAGGAAGUGUGAGAGCGAUGACACCACAUUUAACACACCUGCUCCCCAUUCACACCUGAGACCUUGUAACACUAACGAGUCACAUGACACCGGGGAGGGAAAAUGGCUAAUUGGGCCCAAUUUGGACAUUUUCACUUAGGGGUGUACUCACUUUUGUUGCCAGCGGUUUAGACAUUAAUGGCUGUGUUGAGUUAUUUUGAGGGGACAGCAAAUGUACACUGUUAUACAAGCUGUACACUCACUACUUUACAUUGUAGCAAAGUGUCAUUUCUUCAGUGUUGUCACAUGAAAAGAUAUACUCAAAUAUUUAAAAAAAUGUGAGGGGUGUACUCACUUUUGUGAGAUACUGUAUAGUGCAUUAUUUUUGCCCAGGUCCCAUAGGCCUCUGGUCAAAAGUAGUGCUCAAUAUAGGGAAAUGGGUGCCAUUUGGGAUGUAUCCUAUAUCAAUAUUCAACCCUGACUUACGGUUGAAUCUGCUCAUCUGCUCAUAAUCUAUCAUGGCAAGAAGACAGUCAGUCACCCACCCAGUGAAUACAGUCAUUAUCACUCGCCUUCUAAAAUGGUCCUAACAUUGACUGACAGUUAAGAGACUUCCCUAUUCAGACAUACUGGCUCAACACUGAACCGGCUUGACCGUACAGUUUCUACGUUGUGAUAGGUGCCGAGCACGCAUCGCGCACUCAGACAAACGUGGCCAUGACAGGAAUGACGGGCUCGGGAAGCAAACGCUAAAACAUUGUGACUGAGUUCAGGAACCCCCACCCGCACCAUAGGGCCUGACAGAGAGGGCAUAGCAUUAUGCUAGCAUGCUAACAGCAGAGCUAGAGAUGGUUUAGCAUGUAAGCUGUUUUCCAUUUUUUUUUUAAGGUCACAAUUCCGGUCUGCAUAAGAGGUGGUUGCCAAGGCACCCAAUCCCCCAUCCCCCCUGCCUAGCUACCAGGCAGACGACUGCUACAGGCACUUUGAGAACUAGCAGAGACCUCAAAUAUAGUUGUUUUUCUCCCUAUUUACUUAUUAGAAACAUUUCUAUUUGGGCUAGAGGGUUUAGCAUUUCGCUAGCUAGCUUGCUAAAAACAGAGCUGUCUCCUCCUGCUACCAACUAAUCUGACAAGCCACAGGCCUAAAUUUCUCUUAUCCUCCCUCCUUUAUCCUUUAUGACUAACCCCUCGCCUGUCUAUCUCUCUCCUCCAGGGAAAAGGGGAAGAAAGGAGAGGGAAGAGCUGCCUACUUGACGAAUGGGAGCAUGGUGCCUCCGGCUUCUCAGCGAACGCGACAACCGACAGGGAAAGGUGGGAAUCUAUGGAGAUUAAUUUUCCCUGGCAGUCUUCUUCCUAUCCCAGUCGACUCUGAAACGCUAUCAAAUGCUCUGUGGAGAAAAAAGAUUGUGUUUUUGUUGUCUGGAUGAAAUGGAGGCUUACUGCUUGUAGUAACUUAAUUUUAUCAACAGAGAGCAGUGUUGUACAAGUUUAUAGGGCAUAGCUUUUUAGUCUUUUGAGUUACUUAUUUGAAUGCCUUAGCACACUCAUAUGCCUUCAAAUGUUUUAUUUGAUCUAAAUCAAAGCUUUGCAAUCAUAUUUAAUUAAAUCUAGUGUCAUUCAUGUUCAGGUUGUGUGUGUCCAGACGGCCGUCUAGACGGAGGCUUCAGUCAGGACGUGUACGGAGACACCUCAUCUGAGAGCUACAGCUCCCCCUCCAGCCCCCAGCACGACGGACCAGAGAGCCUGGACAGUGAGGACGAGAAGGACAAAGGUGACACGCACACCCACUCACACACACACCAUUAUUAGAGUUUGUGCUUGUUUAGGUUUUUGGACAGGAGCACUAAGACUUGUUCCCCUCGCUCUCUGUCUCCCUCUCGCUCUCUCUCACACAGAUACAGAUAGUCACUCAGACGACUCCAGCAGCCAGGGCAGAGCGGACGCUCUCUUCCCCUGCCAGGAGGUUGCAGGGGGGGGCUUGCCCACCAUCCACCCCCUGGCCUCUGCCAAGCCUGCUGGGGAGCACCUCUGCCCUGAGACCAUCCCCAACUUUCCCCCCAUCACCUUUAUGCACCCCCUGCCCUACAUGUUGCCCAAUGGAGCACUGCCCGCCGAUGCCUCUCUGCCAGUCCUGCCCCCUCCUCAGGUGGCAGCGGCCCUGGUAGACAACAAGGUUGUAGGAGGACUGAUCAUGCAGGUGCCCCUGGUCCUCCGAGAGCCCAUGCCCACCCCAGUGCCAGUUCCUGUGCCAGGGGACACAGAGAAGAGGGAUGCCCUUGCUGCAGUGCCCAUGGUGCUUCCAGGGUUUGGCUCCCCCGCCCUGGGCUUACACCCCCCUGGCAGCCCUGCCCUGCAGCCCCUGGUCCAGCGCUUCAAGACGGCCCCUCCUAAGGCCACUGCCACCUCUGAGGGUGUCACCGCCCCCCCUGCCCACCAGCCCCCGGUUGGAGCCAUCAGCGUCAUCGCUCCCGGCCCGCCCUAUGCCUCACCCCUGCAGCCGGCCUACCCCGACCCUGCCGCCACCCCCCUACCCCCCUCUGUACCCCUAGGGGAACCUAGCAUCCCUCACGCCAAGCACCCGGGCAUGGCUCUUCCCUCAGGCCUGCCCUCUCCAUACACCAUGCCCCCCAUCCCCACCUCCGUCAUGGCCACGCUGGGGGCAGGGGUAGCCGGAGUAGGGGUAGUGCCCACAGCUGGACAGGUUCAGGCGGUGGUGCCCCCGUCUGUGCCCACCCACAACCCCGGUCCUGCGCCCAGCCCCAGCCCUGCCCCUACCCACAGCACGGCACAGAGCGACUCCACCUCCUACAUCAACAGCACCAACUGUGCCAGUAACCUCGUCGCCCAGCAUCAAGCGCAACCACAACAACAGCAGCAACAACAACAGCAGCAGCAGCAGCAGGCGACCCCCCAGCAACAGCCCAUGUGCUGCGGGGCGUGCGGUUGCCGGGGAGGCUGCGGCACCAGCAACAACAGCCACACGGCGCCUUCAUUCUUCUUCCCCCACCAGAUGCCGCCGCGGCAGGUGUUCGGUGUGCCGCCCAUCUUCCAGCUGACGUCCCUGUGCAACAGCAGCUACCUCAGCCAGCCGCCCCUCCAGAGCAACGGCCAGGCCCAGCUGCCCUUCUUCCCAUCCGCCCCGGCCCCCUACGCCGGCCAGACCCUGCUGCACACACACCCCCACUCCCACUCUGACCACCUAUUGGGCACACAGCAAGGCUACAGCCUCCAGCAGAUGGCACCUUACAGCCGCUUCUACCCACACAUCUACCCCUCCAGUGUGGGCAUGGUGCCCGGGGCAGGAGGCGGAGGUGCCCUGGGGGUAGCAGUCAGCGUCAACAAGAAGAACGCCAACGUCUCGUGCUACAACUGUGGGGUCAGUGGCCACUACGCACAGGACUGCAAACAGCCCUCCAUUGACUCGACACAGCAAGGUAAUAGCGCCACCGCCAGGGGCAGGGUGGAGCGGGGAGGGGCGGCCGCUGGCCUCUUCGGACGGCCCCCUCCGCCCCCCCUGCAGCACUUCCCCCCCAAGUAG
Messenger RNA from Coregonus sp. 'balchen', 22053 nucleotides. Lineage: Eukaryota; Metazoa; Chordata; Actinopteri; Salmoniformes; Salmonidae. The record is from the annotation of a GenBank genome assembly.